This is a messenger RNA of Drosophila eugracilis, 1683 nucleotides long. RefSeq names its product cytochrome P450 9b2. The record is from RefSeq and is a predicted model, not a curated record. Gene Ontology annotation, molecular function: monooxygenase activity; oxidoreductase activity, acting on paired donors, with incorporation or reduction of molecular oxygen; heme binding. NCBI's taxonomy places the organism in Eukaryota, Metazoa, Arthropoda, Insecta, Diptera, Drosophilidae.
AUGGCUCUCCUGGAAAUUGGUCUGGCCCUCCUGGCCAUCGGCUUUCUGAUCUACAAAUGGAGCACGGCCACCUUCAAAACAUUCGAGGGGCGUAAUCUGUACUUCGAAAAACCCUAUCCAUUUGUGGGAAAUAUGGGGGCAUCUGCCCUGCAGAAGGUCUCCUUCCAAAAGCAACUCACCGAGUUCUACAAUCGAACUCGUCAGCAUAAACUUGUGGGCUUCUUCAAUCUUCGUACUCCCAUGAUAACCCUGAACGAUCCGGAGCUGAUCAAGAAGGUCUGCGUCAAGGACUUUGACCACUUCCCCAACCACCAGCUCUUCAUUAGCUCCAACGAGCGCCUACUGAACGACAUGCUCAGCGUGAUGAGGGACCAGCGAUGGAAGCACAUGAGGAACACCCUUACUCCAGUCUUUACGGCGGCCAAGAUGCGCAACAUGUUCACCCUGAUGAACGAGAGUUUCGCGGAAUGCCUGCAGCAUUUGAAAACCUCCAAGGCAGCAGUAAAGAACGAAAAGGGUUUUGAGGUGGACAUGAAGGUGUUGUGCAACAAGCUCUCCAACGACAUUAUCGCUACAACGGCGUUCGGACUCAAAGUAAACUCAUACGACAACCCGGAAAAUGAGUUCUACGAGAUCGGACAGUCACUGGUGUUUUCCCGCGGACUUCAGUUUUUCAAGUUCAUGCUGGCCUCGUUGGUGCCGAAGCUCUUUAACUUUUUCAAAAUAACGAUCUUUGACUCCGGCAAAGUUGAGUACUUUGUUCGCCUCGUAGUGGAGGCCAUUAGGUACCGAGAGAAACACAACAUAACCCGUCCAGACAUGAUCCAACUGCUGAUGGAGGCCAAGAAGGAAUCGGAGGAUAACUGGACGGACGAUGAGAUCGUGGCCCAGUGCUUCAUUUUCUUUUUCGCCGCCUUUGAAAAUAACUCAAAUUUGAUCUGCACCACCACCUACGAACUGCUGCAGAAUCCCGAGAUCCAGGAGCGUUUGUACGAGGAGGUGAAGGAGACCCAAGAGGCUUUGAAUGGCGGAACCCUUAACUACGAUACCGUGCAGAAGAUGACUUACAUGGAUAUGGUUAUUUCUGAGUCCCUUCGCAAGUGGACUCUGGCCGCCGCAACCGAUCGUCAUUGCUCCAAGGAUUACACACUUACUGAUGAUGAUGGCACAAAGCUGUUCGACUUCAAAGUGGGAGAUCGCGUCAACAUUCCCAUCUCUGGGUUGCACUGGGAUGACCGGUACUUCCCUGAACCUAUGAAGUUUGAUCCGGAGCGCUUUAGCGAAGAGCGAAAGGGAGAGUUGGUGCCGUAUACGUAUUUACCUUUCGGCGUAGGACCCCGAAACUGCAUUGGAAAUCGAUAUGCAUUGAUGCAGGUCAAGGGAAUGCUGUACAACCUGCUGCUGAACUAUAAGAUCGAAGCUUCUCCUCGGACCACAAAGGAUCUGUGGGAGUCUGCUCGUGGCUUCAAUUUCACCCCUAGGUCUGGGUUCUGGAUGCACUUGGUGCCGCGAAAAUAAUCUAAUGCGGACGUUGAAAAGACUGCUCAGCUGUUUUAGAUUAAAAUGCUUACAUAUAUGUUUUUCUUAAAUGAAGUAACCACACCUGUUCAUAUUGCACCAUAAAAAGUUUAUAUAAUUAUUAAAUUUGUUUUAAUUCCAAUUAUAACAUAAAUCCGAAAUUAA